CGACAACACCAACAACAGCAAGAACAAAGAAGUAACCUCCUUUCGUCUUCAGAUACAAUACUUACAAGUGUUGGUCGGCCAUCAUCCUAUUACUAGUACGACAAUAGAAUAGAAAGACUGAGAAAUGGCUGGUGGGAAAGAUGACAGCAGCCAGUGGGAAUUCAAUCCUCGUUGGAAGGGGUACCUGUACAUUCUCAUAACCAGUUUGGUCAACUUUGCUUCCAUUAGCAAUUUGGAAGUAAAUGACAAUCCGCAAUUUGAUGGAAUGUACCAACUCAGCUUGGUAUUUGGAAUUGCCACAUUUGCAUUGACCGUCAUCAUUCUAGCCAUGGACCGAUUCCAGUAUUGCUUUGACAAGGAAAAUGCCGACAAACUCAACUAUGAAAAGGCGCUGGAUGGGAAACUAGAGGGAUAUACGUUAUUGGCAUUCACUCUGUGGUGGAUUGUGGGGGUAGCCCACAUUACUCAAGUCGAAGGAGUGGGCUAUGUCGCCAACAAUAUCUACUUUAGUUCCUGGCUCACUCUCUUUUCCUGUAUCUACACACUCGACAAGUGGUCCGCUGCCAAGGACAUUCUAUCCAUUCGAGAACUCACGGGAAUCAGUGCUACCCUUCGCACGUGGUAUGUACUCUUCCUAUCGUCACUCGUCACCAUGGGAACCUGCUGUGAUUUGCACGUCAAACUCGCAACGACCCAUCGCAGUUCCGCUGCCUAUGGGAUUGCCUUGGGCCUCGGGUCUUCCAUGGUAUCCAUAUUUUUCAUUCUGGUACAUUAUCGAUUCAUUGAUUACGAAUUCCUACAAGUCGGCGGAUGGAUUGAACUGUCGGCAUCCUUCUUUAUGAUAUUGCUAUGGAUUGUCGGUGUCGCCAUUUUAACCUCGGAAGGAGGCAUUGCCGCCACCAUUGGAGGAUCGGGAUGUACCACACGAGCACAGUACAAAUAUGAUGUCAAUUGGGAGAACGAAUGUCAUAUCGUCUACAUUCCCCACGGCGCACAAGAAGAAGAAAGUAGUGAGGAUGGAGAAGAAGAAAAAGAACGCACACAGAAACCAGCAGAGGAACUACAAUCCACCAUGCCACCCAUACCCAACGAAACAUUGCAACCUUCCAACAGUCCGUCCCAAUUCCCAACAGAGACCAUGACACUUUCCCCCACAGGUGACGACGAAAACAACACAACAGAAGCACCAUGGAUCCAAAAUGAUACCAGCAGUCCCACCAAUGCUCCCACAGUCUCUCCCACAGAAACCUCAUUGCCACCACUCAAUGACACAAUCAAUAUACUGGAGGAUGAUGAUGAUUUUCUGGUUGAUUUUAUCAAUGCCACCAUGGAUUCGUCCCAAGGCAGUAGCUUGGCGCCUGACUUUCUCAUUGAUGCCGAAGAAGAGGACGAGGACUUAUUGGAAUCGACGGUGGAUAUUCUCGGGGACGAAUCCAAUCAAACCAACACGACAACAAAUAAUGCCUCCACGGUACUACCGGUAGUAGAUGACAACAACCAACAACGGUCCCUACAACUACUACAACAACAAGCCAACAACACCACCAAGAAUAAUAUUUCCCUCACAUUCGCCGCAUCGGGAACGAUCGCUUCCAAACCACCUCGCGCAACCGAUAGCCCCACACCGCAACCCAGCAUAUUCCGCGAACGAAUGUCGUGCGCGGAUGUUCUCGACCAACAAAUCCCCGGAUCCAACCUCUAUUUGGCUUGUUGGAUCUGUUUCUUUGCUUCCUUUAAUAUUACCUUGCGGUGGAAGGCGGCUCAAGCCAUGCAAUUUGCACAAGCGCAACAUCGAAAAUCGUCGGAACGUGCCCGACGAAGAAUGGAAGAAAAGGAAGCCAACGAAGAGGAUGAUGUUGACGUGGAUGAUGGGGAUCCCGUUGGGGACGAUGGACUGUAGUAAUAUAUACUACACAGGCGCGUGCAACCUAGCUAGCUAGCUAGCUAUCCAGAACGUACAUUUGUGAUAUAUCUGCCCACGAUUCAUCGUACGACGUGUAUUCUUGUUUACAGUACAGUGGGGUGGGUCCUUUACAUUCCGCCCCAGUAGCAACUACAUAGCGCAUUGUUGUUUUGUCUGUUUGUGUACUUACUUCUUGCCAGCUUUCUUCUUGGGUGCCUUUUUCUUUUCGGUUUUGCCUUUCCCCCGUUUUUUAUUAUUGGAUGAUGAUUGUUGUUGUUGUGCCUCUUGUUCCUUUUCCAGUUUUUCGUAGUGUUGUUUGGUGAGACUGUACAGCAAGACACCUGAAAUACCCACGGCGGAUCCAAUACCCGCCUGUAGUGAAAUUUGAUUUCGAAAGACCAUGACGGACGCGACCAUGAUAAAGACUCGUUUCAUGGUAUUUCCCACAGCCAAUGUGACGGGAUGUACAUUGGAGAGUGCGAGAUACAUGACUUCAUUGUUGAGAUAGUGGAACAAUCCCGAGAGAACAAUGGCUUUUAUCAAGGCAAAGGUUCCUUGUUCCGCCACGGCCGUUUGCCAUAACGACGGCAAUACCACUUGUUGGAGUGUCUCGGGAUCGGCCGUAGUCCCUGCCGAUUGCCAAAAGGACACGCCUUCGGUAGCGAGUGCCAAUGGAAUGGAGAUCCAAAAUGCCGCACACGUGACGAGUCCAAAUAUAUUGGGUGCGGUCAAGUUGGUUCCCAAAUCACCACUGGAACUCAUGGCAAUUUUGGAAAGAACUGCGCGGAGUGCAAAUGCCAAGUUACUUCCCAUGGCAGUUCCAAAUGCCAACCAAGAAAAGCUCUUUUCUUUUAAACAGGCAUAUCCGACACCUCCCACGACGGGAAUCAAGGUCGCAUAGACGACGGGAUGCAUCCAUUUUCCAAAAUACAGUGCCGCCACGAGGGCACUAAAGAAUGGUUCCAAUGCCUUGACAAUAUGAGUAAAGGAAACGGGUCCAGCUCCGAGACUGACCAUGGAUAAGAGUUGUCCGACACAAUGCCAAAAUCCUACGGUUCGCACGGCAUGACGAGCUUGCGGACUACUCAGUUGUGGUUUGGCGCGCAAUCGCAACAACCACAAGAGUGCCACGUAAAGCGCCCCGACUCCAAAUUGAAUGGAUCCCACAAUCAGUGGUGCCGGUAAGACAUUUAAUACUUUCUUGUUGACGACUGUUGAAUGGACAGGAAAUGGAAUGAAAAAGGUUAGGAGAGAAAUAUAUGUUGACAAGCUUGAUAAUUCUUGUCCAACUUACUGUUGUAGAAAAUGUUGAGAGCAUACCAGAGUGCAAAAUAGAAUCCGACCUUGAACCGUUCCACUAGACUUGCCAAAAAGGAUUCGGAAGCUGCUGUAUCUGUGGCUGUGGCAGUAGCACCACCACCACCACGAGUCGCCACCAACAAUGCAUCUUCAUUGUCAUUGUCACUAUCUUCUUCUACAAGUAGUCUGCUGCUGGACACAUCUUCCAGUAACGUACUACUAGUAGCAGGGGUAUGUUUGCUGCUGCGAUGAUCCAAAGUGGCCAUCCUCUUGUUGUUGGGUGGUAUUCCAAAUCUGGCAAACGACCGGCUGGGAGUACUGGUACCAGUAGCAGCACCCACCAGGCCAGUCGUACAAGCAACGACAACAAAGAGACGAAGGGGCACUCCUGAAACAAAUCUCAUACUGAUAUCUGGCACUCUUUUCCAGUCAAUCAAUCAAUCAAUCUAAAAAGGUAGCUUCUCUAGCUCCACAAAAGAAGAAGUCUGCCUCGUAUCGUCUGCUCCAAAAACCACCAAGACAAUGGCAGAUACUACUGUACCCGUGUAACUGGCUAUCGAUAGCUUAGAAGAAGAAGAAACCCAUUCAUUCGAAAGGAAGAGUCCAACGGUCGUCUCUAUGUCAUCGAUCGACCCGUUGCAUGAUCCCACAACCGCACACUCUUGUCCAUGGGAGGUGUCAAAACGAAGGACGAUGACGUGCACCCAAAGAUCUUUUUCCUUGAUUGGCUU
This is a messenger RNA of Seminavis robusta, 3933 nucleotides long. Lineage: Eukaryota; Bacillariophyta; Bacillariophyceae; Naviculales; Naviculaceae. The record is from the annotation of a GenBank genome assembly.